AUGCAAGAAAGAGUACUGCCGAUCAGCGUUCGGCAGCUUAAUGACCCCUUUGUGAAGUCUGCCCAUGUGCACAACUACCGGUGUAGAAGCGCCUUCAAACUGCUGGAGAUUGAUGACAAAUACAAACUUUUAAAACCCGGAUUCAACGUAAUAGAUUGUGGUGCUGCACCGGGUGCUUGGAGCCAGAUAGCUGUUCACAGGGUCAACUCAACUGGGGCUAAUGGAGAAUCCCCCCGUGGCACUGUGGUUGGAAUUGACCUUCUGCAUAUAGCACCUCUAGAUGGAGCUCACUUCCUGUCCAAUCAUGACAUCACUGACCCAGUCACACUUGCCAAGCUGCUUGAACUUCUCCCUGGUGCCCAGCCUCAUGUCAUCAUGAGUGAUAUGGCACCCAAUGCCAGUGGUUUCAAGGAGAUGGACCAUGAAAAACUCAUCACAAUGUCAUUGAUUGACUUGGCUGAGAAGGUGUUGCAGACUGGUGGCUCUCUGAUUUGUAAGUAUUGGGACGGGGCAUUGGCGCACCAGCUUCAGCAGAAGCUUUCAGCUGUGUUCCGUGACGUCAGGACAGUCAACCCAAAAGCCAGCCGAAAGGAGACGUCAGUUGUUUUUCCUUGCCCGGUCGUACAGAAAAAAUAAAAUAGUCUGGCUGUAUAUUUUCAUGCGUGUUGUAAGCUUUGUUCACUUGCAGUGAAAGGCUUUAGGUGCUCCAGCACUUGAGUAGCCCCUCUAUUUUUCCUUCCUGAAUGUACUUUUUGUAAAAAUCUAUAGUGUUUUAUGAUAUCUUUACCCAACUCGUUAAAAUCGAUGGAUAUUCUACAAUGAUUUACAUUAUUCAACAUCUACAAUUCUUGAAACCUUCCCUAAAAUAUUUUUAACAGACUUUGUAAGUACAAGUCACAUCCAUACCACAUCUGUAAAUCCAACAAGAAAUUUGGAUCAAGCAUGCAUUAUUCAUUUCUCAAUUGAGCUGAAAUAUUUAGCCUACCAGAAGAUGGCGCCGUUGAGGUAUCAAUCUGUGCAUUUGAAGGCCAAUAAUUUCUCCGUAUGGGCUGUUUUCAUCUUUACCUACAGACAAGGUGGUAUCAACAUCUAUGGGCCAGAAUGUAUUGUAUGUAUCAAGCCCUUAUCAUCAGAGCCACCGUGUUCCUCAAGUAAAUUUCUGUGCACGUCAGAACUAUUAUUUUUUCCUUUGUCAGGCAUGUUUGAAGUAUUACAAAGUACAUUUGGUAUUUGUUUGAUAAUAAAUAUUCCAGUUUGCCA
Molecule: messenger RNA, 1260 nt
Organism: Salmo salar (Atlantic salmon)
Lineage: Eukaryota; Metazoa; Chordata; Actinopteri; Salmoniformes; Salmonidae
Product: rRNA methyltransferase 2, mitochondrial
Biological process (GO): RNA methylation
Cellular component (GO): mitochondrion
Molecular function (GO): rRNA (uridine-2'-O-ribose)-methyltransferase activity
Source: RefSeq, a predicted model, not a curated record